GGAAGGGAGUAGGUUCUACCAGCCCGGGGCAGGGACUCGGACCCCCAGGACCCGCGCUGACCCUAGCCCAGCCUCACCAUGGUGGACGCCUUCGUGGGCACCUGGAAGUUAGCGGACAGCAAGAAUUUCGAUGACUACAUGAGGUCAAUCGGUGUGGGUUUUGCUAACAGGCAGGUGGCCAACAUGACCAAGCCUACCACAAUCAUCGAAGUGAACGGGGACACAAUCACCAUAAAAACACAAAGCACCUUUAAGAACACGGAGAUCAGCUUCAAGCUAGGAGUGGAGUUCGAUGAGACAACAGCAGAUGACAGGAAGGUCAAGUCCGUUGUGACGCUGGAUGGAGGCAAACUCGUCCACACGCAGAAGUGGAACGGACAAGAGACAACACUUGUGCGGGAAGUAGUUGCUGGGAAACUCAUCCUGACACUCACCCACUGCAGUGCAGUUUGCACUCGCACUUAUGAGAAAGGGGCAUGACCUGCCCACUCCCUCAACAACUGCUCCUCUGCCAGUUGGCUACUCCUGGACUCAGCACCAGACUGACUCAUUUUUUUCCUC
Messenger RNA from Balaenoptera acutorostrata (minke whale), 561 nucleotides. It is a transcript of the gene FABP3, whose product is annotated as fatty acid binding protein 3. Gene Ontology annotation, cellular component: cytosol; nucleus. The transcript is spliced from 5 exons. Lineage: Eukaryota; Metazoa; Chordata; Mammalia; Artiodactyla; Balaenopteridae. The coding region runs from base 79 to 480 and encodes 133 amino acids. Gene Ontology annotation, biological process: fatty acid transport. Gene Ontology annotation, molecular function: fatty acid binding. The record is from RefSeq and is a predicted model, not a curated record.